GAGCGAAAGCACUCUUAAAUUGUUAAAAAAACAUAGCAAAAAUGAACUUUUUGCAACAAAAAAAUUAACUUUUGACAAUUUCACAUUUAUUCCGGCCAGCGGUCUUAUGUAAAAGCCGCCAUUUUGAUUCCUCCUGGAUUCCGUUCUUGUUCCGUUCUGUUUGGCGGUCGAAGGAAAGCAGCAUAGAUCUGCAGAUGAAGUUGUAUUCGUCAGUCAACAAAGAGUGAAAGAAUUCAACUUAUCUAUCACUUAAAUGGCAAGGCUUAUAGUUUUUCGGGGUGUCUUUAACAAACUGGCAACAGCAAACAAGCCUUACACUAUGAAUUAUUUUGGUAGUGGGCGUUUGUUACGGAAUUUCAAAUCUGCAAGAUUCUCAAGCUCAACUGCGGGAAAUGAAAGAACGAAACAAGAACAGAGUAGAGAAGAACGCAUUCGUAGAGAAAAGCGUCUCGUAGGUCUAGUCAUCGGAUCAUCUGUGGGACUCAUUGGUUCACUUUAUUUCCUGUUCAGAAGACUUACUCAUGCAAAGGCAGACAGUAAAACUCCUUCCAUUGAUUUGAUGAGUGAAAACAACAUGGUUGAAAAUCAGGAAGAGGGCAACGAAGAAACAGACGGGAAAAGAAAAAACCAUAAACAGGGAUUCAGGGAAAGAAGGAUAAUUGAAUAUGAGAAUCGAAUCAGACAGUACAGUACUCCAGACAAGGUGUUCAGAUACUUUGCAACUCUAAAAGUUGUGCAUGUUGGGGAAGACAAUGAAGUGUUUAUGACGCCAGAAGAUUUUGUGAGAUCAUUAACCCCAGGGAAAAUGCAACCAGCUGGGUUAGGACUUGAUGAACAUGAGAGAUUCAACCCAGAGAAACACAAGUACAAAGGCCAUUUUUCUGAACACUUGGGACAAGACAGUGUUUUCUUGAAGAUGGGAGAAUUUGGGCUCAUUUCAUUUUCUGACUAUAUCUUUCUUCUCACAGUUUUAUCACUCCCACCAAGAAUGUUUGAAAUUGCAUUUCAAAUGUUUGAUUUGAAUGGAGAUGGUGAAGUGUCACCUGAUGAGUUUGAAAAGGUUCAGAAUAUCCUUUUUAGCAUGACACCAACUGGACUGCGGCAUCGUGAUCAUGCUGUGACUGGCAGUGUCCUUUCUGCUCAUGUGAACAGCGGCAUCAAGGAAUACUUCUUUGGAAAAUAUUUAGAGAAGAGGCUCACUGUGCAAAGGUUCAUUCAGUUCCAAAAAAAUCUGCAACAAGAAGUAAUGUACCUGGAGUUCAAUUCUUAUGACCCUAAAGAUGGUCAGAUUACAGAACGGGACUUUGCAGACAUGCUUCUAACUUACUCUAGUUUUCAUGAGAAGAAGAAGCAGAAAAUUCUGAGAAAAGUAAAGAAACAUUUUAAAGAAAAUUCUCAGGGAAUAACAUUCAAAGACUAUUUGGAUUUCUUUCGUUUUAUGAGGAACAUUUCUGAAGCUGAGUUGGCUUUAAGUUUCCACAAUGCUGCAGGCAAGCCCAUUGAUCCAGCUACAUUCAAGCAAGUUGCUAAGACUGUGACUGAUGUAAACUUACGCGAUAAUGUGGUUGAUGUUGUAUACAAGAUGUUUGAUGAAAAUGAUGAUGGAGUUCUAAGUCACAGAGAAUUUAUUGUUGUCAUGAAGAAUCAGCUUGUCAGAGGAUUAGAAAAUCCUAAGGACACAGGAUUCAGCAGACUCCUGCAAGCCAUUUGGCACUGUGGAAAACAUUUCACUUACACAACACUGCAUCCUAAAGGAAUAGCAGCAUCUAAUGAAUGAACAAUGAUACCAUACAAUGAUAACCAUGUUUGCCAAUUUUAAAUUAUUAAUAUAUGAUUAGCUCUUGAGAGAGAGGUCCCAGUGUCCAGCUGUCAGCCAUAACGUCCCUAUUCAAUGCAUUGUUCCGGAAAUUCUUCGUAUCCCUCCCUAGAAAGGCAUUUUGGGUUGAGCCCCAUCCCUCGAAUUCCUGCUCAGGAUUGAAAAUUUUUUUAUUCCCGCUUCGUAAAUCUGGAAUAAAGCUGCGAUGUAGACCUUUUUCAUAAAUGGCUGCCAAUUAAAAGUUCUUUUGUAUGCAUUAAAAUUAGUUCAACUAACCUCGUUUGAG
Orbicella faveolata is the source of this 2102-nucleotide messenger RNA. Its product is annotated as calcium uptake protein 1, mitochondrial-like. Gene Ontology annotation, cellular component: uniplex complex. Gene Ontology annotation, biological process: calcium import into the mitochondrion; mitochondrial calcium ion homeostasis. Gene Ontology annotation, molecular function: calcium ion binding. Lineage: Eukaryota; Metazoa; Cnidaria; Anthozoa; Scleractinia; Merulinidae. The record is from RefSeq and is a predicted model, not a curated record.